Molecule: messenger RNA, 207 nt
Organism: Exophiala aquamarina CBS 119918
Lineage: Eukaryota; Fungi; Ascomycota; Eurotiomycetes; Chaetothyriales; Herpotrichiellaceae
Product: ubiquinol-cytochrome c reductase subunit 9
Exons: 3
Biological process (GO): mitochondrial electron transport, ubiquinol to cytochrome c
Source: RefSeq, a predicted model, not a curated record
UUGCGAACCCGAGCAUUCGUUGCUAACCCUCACAGCGCAAUCUUCCGAAAGAAUGCUGCUUUCCUAACCACUGUCUUCGUGGGUGCAUUCGCUUUCGAGAUGGCGUUUGAUACCGCAACCGACGCCGUAUGGGACAGGAUUAACAGAGGUCGACAAUGGAAGGAUAUUAAGCAUAAAUUUAUGGCCCCUCCCGAGGAAGACGAAUAA